This is a messenger RNA of Aplysia californica (California sea hare), 2065 nucleotides long. Its product is annotated as sodium/myo-inositol cotransporter. The annotation marks the transcript as partial. Gene Ontology annotation, molecular function: D-glucose:sodium symporter activity. Gene Ontology annotation, biological process: transmembrane transport. Gene Ontology annotation, cellular component: plasma membrane. NCBI's taxonomy places the organism in Eukaryota, Metazoa, Mollusca, Gastropoda, Aplysiida, Aplysiidae. The record is from RefSeq and is a predicted model, not a curated record. The transcript has 14 exons.
CUGUCAAUAGCGUUCAUCUGUCUAUAACGAUCAAUUUUUUAUGUGCCCUUGAGCGGCAGUUAUGUACAGGUUUGGCCGUAAUUAGCCUAACUACUCGCCAUUUACGGAUACAACGAACACUACGUUAGCCCAUGUGGUAUCAUGCCUGACUAUGAAGCGGAUGACCCUGGUUCAAAUCCAGACUGGGCGUUCUUGACCUCGGGUGGUCGUUUUGUUGAGUCUUUAAAGCCCUCAACCCAUUUUGCUUGGCUGUAUCGGAGACAGACACAAAAAAAAUUGGGGUUCGGGCCUCUUAAACAACCCAAUAGUGUUGAUAAGGGUAUAAAACACAUGCACUCACUCUUUACAUAGAAGGCAACGCGCCUGAGAGAUGGGAAAACACUCAAAAACAAAAAUAAUUCAUUUACUUUACUUUAUACAUGCGCAUUUUCAUUUCCUCAGGUGAGGUGAGCUCUUGGACCUCCAUAAACACCCGCAUCCCUGUGACCAGCAUCCUCCCCUACUUCAAAACGGGUCAGAUACACCCGUGGACACUGUGACGUCAUCAUGGAGAGCGACCAUGGCCUGAGCACGGCUGACAUUGGAGUGGUCAUCGGCUACUUUGUCUUGGUCAUCCUCGUCGGCAUCUUUGCCAUGUGGCGCGCCAACAGAAGCACGGUCAGUGGCUACUUCUUGGCAGGGAGAUCUAUGUGGUUUCUGCCUAUCGGCGCUUCUCUGUUCGUGAGUAACAUCGGCACAGAACACUUCAUCGGCCUAGCGGGGUCUGGCGCUGCCCAGGGCAUCAGUGUCGGGGCUUGGGAGUUCAACGCGCUGAUGCUGCUGCAGCUGCUGGGGUGGAUUUUUCUGCCUGUCUACAUCGCGUGUGGGGUGUGCACAAUGCCAGAGUAUCUGAGUAAAAGGUUUGGCGGUAAUAGACUGCGGGCUUACUUCGCCUUCCUCUCCCUGGUCCUCUAUAUCUUCACCAAAUGUUCGGGAGACUUGUACACCGGCGCCCUGUUCAUCCAGCAGUCUCUCCACUGGGACCUGUACGUGUCCAUCGUCAUACUCAUCGUUAUCACUGCACUGCUCACCCUCACAGGUGGGCUGACAGCUGUCAUUUAUACCGACACUCUACAGGCUGUGCUGAUGGUGGGAGGUGCAUUGUACCUUAUGGCCAGAGGUUUUGCCGAAGUGGGCGGGUUCUCAGGCCUCCUGGAGCGCUACCCCCAGGCCGUGCCCACCAACGUCACCGCCAUUGUCCCCAACACAACGUGCCACCACCCCGACAAGAUGGCUUUCCGUAUGUUGAGAGACGUAGACGACGACUACAUGCCCUGGCUGGGCUUCCUCCUGGGCCAGACGCCGGGGUCUAUCUGGUACUGGUGCACGGACCAGGUCAUAGUUCAAAGAGCACUGGCCGCCCGGUCGAUCUCGCACGCGCAGGGAGCGACACUGAUGGCGGGCUUCAUCAAAGUGUUGCCGCUCUUUGUGAUGGUCAUGCCAGGGAUGGUGAGCAGGGUGCUUUACCCGAAAUCAUUCACUCUGGGGCUCAUGAGUGUCCCCAUCGAUCUACACUUGCGGCUCAUCCCCGGUGCUUUUUGGUCAUUGAUGCUGGCGCUGCUCACAGGCGUUGUGCGGCUGUUCUCCGUGCUGAUCCUGAAAGGCGAGGAGUACUGCGGCUCUAAGGACGAGUACCCAGAGCCGCCCAUCCUCAGCGACUUCCAUUACAUGUACUUCGCCAUGUUCAUCACUCUCAUGACUGCUGCAGCUGCUAUACUCAUCUCUCUUGCCACUGGGAAACCCGAUAAAAAAUUGUUGUUCCGAACUACGUACUGGACCCGGCAUCAGACGGGACAUGUCCAGACAGAGGAAAUGGACGACAUCGAGAUGUCUUACGACGUCACUUCCGACAACAAUGUGAAGGACGGGACGGUGGACAGCACAAAUGGAGUAUGGACAACGGGAGACGGACAUAACGGCACAGCGGAGACAGGCAACACGGAGCUGGGCGCGGACCAGAGAGCUGGCAAACUGGUCUUACGUGAGCCUCCUGCUGGUGAUGCGGAGGAGCCCGGUAUAGUCACCA